Terrapene triunguis (Three-toed box turtle) is the source of this 1369-nucleotide messenger RNA. It is a transcript of the gene FSBP, whose product is annotated as fibrinogen silencer binding protein. Bases 26 to 922 code for a protein of 298 amino acids. The record is from RefSeq and is a predicted model, not a curated record. Lineage: Eukaryota; Metazoa; Chordata; Testudines; Emydidae. The transcript has 2 exons.
CUGCCUCCUUAAUUCAGAGAUAACAAUGGUUGGGAAGGCCAGAUCUUCUAAUUUUACCUUAUCUGAAAAGCUUGAUUUGCUAAAACUUGUGAAGCCGUAUGUUAAAAUUCUUGAAGAACAUACCAAUAAGCAUUCAGUAAUAGUGGAAAAAAACAAAUGCUGGGAUAUCAUAGCUGAUAACUACAAUGCCAUCGGAGUAGAUCGUCCUCCUCGUACUGCACAGGGCCUGCGCACGCUGUACAAGAGGCUCAAAGAAUAUGCCAAACAGGAGCUAUUGCAGCAAAAGGAGACCCAUUCAGAUUAUAAAAGCAGCAUUUCUGAGCCAACCAAGAAAGUUGUGGAGAUGAUUCCACAGAUUUCCAGUGUGUGUUUAAGAGACAGGAGCAGUUUUCAAAGUGCUAACAUAGAUAAAGAAACAGUUGCUGGUACCAGUUCCCCACAAGCAGUGUUGGAUCACCAUCCUGCCACUGUCACAAUGGAGUUGGAACCAGAAGAGGAUGUCAAACCUCCUCCUUCCUUGGCUGUAGAUUCACAGCAGAGUGAGGACUUAGAACAAGGAGAAGAACACCAAUUGGUGCAUGUUAUGGAGAGAUCUCCUUCAACUUCACUGUCUUCUGUUGAUAUGAGAAUGAUGUUAUCUUCAUCUCCCAUCCCAAGAAGAGAUGAUUUUUUUAGGCUUGAGGUUGGAGAACGCUUUAGGCCAGCGUGUGGGUAUGAGCCACAGAUGUUGCAAAUGCUGAAAGAGGAGCAUCAGAUAAUCUUGGAAAAUCAAAGAAAAAUUGGGCUUUACGUCCAAGAAAAGAGGGAUGGCUUGAAAAGAAAGCAGCAGCUGGAAGAAGAGCUAUUGAAAGCAAAAAUCAAAGUAGAGAAGCUGAAGGCAAUAAGACUACGACGUGAUCUGCCAGAAUACAACAGUCUUUAAAUAUUUAUCAUCUGUCAUGUAAUCUGUGAUGUUUUAUUCUCUGAGAUACUUUAUAAUAAAUUCUUUUGGCCUAGCAAAAUGAUUUUUUUAUGUUAAUUUGGAUGGAUCAGAAUCUAGCCUUGAAAAACGAAUGCAUGUUUUCCAUUUUGUUGUUUAUGUACAUUAGCAAAAAUGUCAAAUGUCUUUCACAGGUUUGAGUCUUCUCAAUAUUUCUAGUCUGAAGUAUAAUCAGAUACUGUAGUUCUAAGUGUGUAAGAUAAAAAACUGCCUUUGGAAAUCUUCCACUGAACUUUAUUAGACCUGGAACAAGCUAAUGAAAAUUUAGACAGGUGUUCUUAAAGAUGUUGAUUUUAUGCUUUAUUCUUUUUUCAAAGCAAUUCCUAGCCUUUUUAGUAUUCUUUAUGAAGUUAUUUGAAGGUUAAUAAAUGUGUAUAUAUAGAGAGAAAU